AUGUUGGCCGCUAGAAAUUCCUACAAGAACGCCGCCAAGCGUUUUGUCCGUUUGCAGUCGACCUCGGCCCCAUCCGGUCCUGUCAUUGGUAUCGAUUUGGGUACCACCAACUCGGCCGUUGCCGUUAUGGAAGGCAAGGUUCCUAAAAUUAUUGAGAACUCCGAGGGUGGUAGAACCACUCCAUCCAUCGUGGCUUUCACCAAGGAUGGCGAACGUUUAGUUGGUAUUCCAGCCAAGCGUCAAGCUGUGGUGAACCCAGAGAACACUCUUUUCGCUACCAAGAGAUUGAUUGGUAGAAGAUUCGAGGACAAGGAGGUCCAGAGAGAUCUCUCCCAGGUUCCAUACAAGAUUGUCAAGCACGACAACGGUGACGCCUGGAUUGAGGCUCGUGGCCAGAAGUACUCGCCACAGCAGAUUGGUGGUUUCGUUUUGAACAAGAUGAAGGAGACUGCCGAGGCUUACAUGGGUAAGCCAGUCAACAAUGCCGUUGUCACUUGUCCUGCUUACUUUAACGACGCUCAGCGUCAGGCCACCAAGGACGCUGGUAAGAUUGUUGGUUUGAACGUCAUGAGAGUGGUUAACGAGCCAACCGCUGCCGCUUUGGCUUACGGUUUGGAGAAGAACGAUGGUGAGGUUGUUGCCGUCUUCGACUUGGGUGGAGGUACUUUCGAUAUCUCCGUGUUGGACAUUGGUGCUGGUGUCUUUGAGGUUAAGUCCACCAACGGUGACACCCACUUGGGUGGUGAGGACUUUGACAUUGCUAUCGUCAGAAACAUUGUUGAGACUUUCAAGAAGGAGAGUGGUAUUGACUUGGAGAAGGACAGAAUGGCCAUUCAGAGAAUCAGAGAGGCCGCCGAGAAGGCCAAGAUUGAGUUGUCCUCCACUGUUUCCACCGAGAUCAACUUGCCUUUCAUCACUGCUGAUGCCUCUGGUCCAAAGCACAUCAACCAGAAGAUCACCAGAGCUCAGUUCGAGACCUUGGUUGAGCCUUUGAUCAAGAGAACCAUCGAGCCAUGUAAGAAGGCUUUGAAGGAUGCUGGUUUGAACACUUCCGACAUCUCCGAGGUUAUCUUGGUUGGUGGUAUGUCCAGAAUGCCAAAGGUUGUUGAGACCGUCAAGUCCAUCUUUGGUAAGGAGCCAUCCAAGGCUGUCAACCCAGAUGAGGCUGUCGCUAUGGGUGCUGCCAUUCAGGGUGGUAUCUUGGCCGGUGAGGUCAAGGAUGUUGUCCUUUUGGAUGUCACCCCAUUGUCCUUGGGUAUUGAGACCAUGGGUGGUGUUUUCGCUAGAUUGAUCUCUAGAAACACCACCAUCCCAGCUAAGAAGUCCCAAAUCUUCUCCACUGCUUCCGCUGGUCAGACCUCUGUUGAGAUCAGAGUGUUCCAGGGUGAGAGAGAGUUGACUAGAGACAACAAGUUGAUUGGUAACUUCACUUUGUCUGGUAUCCCACCAGCACCAAAGGGUGUCCCACAAAUCGAGGUCACCUUCGACAUUGACACCGAUGGUAUCAUUAAGGUUUCCGCUCGUGACAAGGCCUCUAACAAGGACGCAUCCAUCACUGUUGCUGGUUCUUCUGGUUUGUCCGACUCUGAGAUCGAGAAGAUGGUCCAGGACGCUGAGAAGUUCGCUGAGUCCGACAAGGCCAGAAGAGAGGCUAUUGAGAAUGCCAACAGAGCCGACCAAUUGUGUAACGACACCGAGAACUCUUUGAACGAAUUCAAGGACAAGCUCGAGCAGGGUGACGCUGACAAGCUCAAGGAGCUCAUCAGCUCUGUCAGAGAGAUUGCCGUUAAGGCCCAGGCCGGUGAGGAGGUUGACGCCACUGAGUUGAAGAACAAGACCGAGGAGUUGCAGAACGAGUCCUUGAAGGUGUUCGAGAAAUUGUACAAGAACAACGAGAACAACUCUAACGACUCUGAGCAGCAAAAA
Molecule: messenger RNA, 1926 nt
Organism: Sungouiella intermedia
Lineage: Eukaryota; Fungi; Ascomycota; Pichiomycetes; Serinales; Metschnikowiaceae
Source: the annotation of a GenBank genome assembly